UUCACUUGGCUCGAAAUGCUGAACAUCUGGAAACCAAAUGUUCCAUUCGAUAAAAAAGAGCAAGAUCAGACAACAGAUCCCAUAGUCUGCAGCAGGAGUAGAGACAGCAUGAUGUUGCUAGGGCUUGCUGUACUGCUGCAGUUGGUGGCUGCAACAUGGGCACAACAUGAUUACUAUUACUCACAUCAAGACUAUGGAAAUGGUGAUCAGUGGUCUAAUCUUUUUAGGCAAGGAUUCAAUUUCCAAUGCCCCCAUGGACAGGUGGUAGUCGCAAUAAGAAGCACAUUUAGCAAAAAAGAAGGAUCAGAUAGACGAUGGAACUAUGGAUGUAUGCAAACACCUUAUGAACUUGGGGAACCUACAGAAUGUUGGUGGGAGGAAAUUAACAGAGCUGGAAUGGAAUGGUAUCAGACGUGUUCUAAUAAUGGGCUGGUGGCAGGAUUUCAGAGUCAGUACUUUGAUGCAGUUCUGGAUAGAGAAUGGCAAUUUUACUGCUGCCGUUACAGUCGAAAGUGCUCUUAUGGUUGCUGGUUGACACAAGACUAUCCUGGACAUUACGGGGAAGAAGUGGACAUGGUUCUGUAUUCCUAUGGUUAUUACAUCAGAGGAGCAACCACAACCUUCUCUGGGGUGGAACGGGAUCGUCAGUGGAAGUAUAUCGUUUGCAGAAUGACCGACUUUAACUGUGAAUUUGAAAACUUCUAGAAUAAACCUGACAGAAUGCUCCGUCAACAUUGGAUAUUCAAAAGGCUUUAUUAUAUUUUAAUUUCUGUUCUUCUUUGUCUAAUUGUUUUAAUAUCAAAUAUAGUUUCUGUACUCUAUGCAUAACAGAGAAAUUGUGCAUGGCGGCAUCAUGAUGGGCACCUUUCAUGGGCGUAACUAGCACAUCUGACGCCCUAGGUCACCACCAACCCCCUUUCCAUCCUCUAAAGCACCACUGUAUUGUCACGUGCACCUGCCCGACACAGUGAGAAGGACAUACCUCACAAUGGCGCUCACCAUUCAGAUUGUCAGGCUUAAAUCAUGUGCUUUAUGGCUACAUUUAUACAUGCAAAUAUAAGUCAUUGUUCAAGGAUACAAUAGAAACAUUCAAGAUUAUUAUAGCAGGAAAAAAAGUUAACUGUGAAAACCACUAUAAUAUUUAUCAGUUAAGAGUAUUAUUAAUGAUCUGUUACACGUAUUCAUGCUGUACUUAGUAUGGUAUACAUAUGUACAAGAAACUGAGCAGCUUUUACUAACUCCGCUAUGUAUAAUACAACAAUAUAAAGAGCAAUAACGUUCUUUAACCAGUGGCAGCCAAUUCUAUCUCAGCUUGGCCGCUCUAGUGUAGCCAAUGUCUGAUUACAUGAGCCACUGUAAAAUGGAAGCCCUACAUUGGAGUUGGGUAUGGGAUACUGGGAGUCAGGAUGCCGGCGGUCAGAAUACCGACACUGGCAUCCCGACUGCUUGAAAUUCCGACAGGGGUGCAGGAGGCAGGUACCGCUAAUUCUAAUCCUCCCUUCCCACAGCCUGACCCUAAUCCCCCCCCUCUCCGCCGAACCCUAACCUGCCCUCUCUGCAGCAUAUCCCUAACCCUCCCUUUCCACAGCCGAACCCUAAUCCCCCCUCGCAGCCGAACCCUAACCUGCCCUCUCCGCAGCCUAUCCCUAACCCUCCCUUUCCACAGCCUAACCCUAAUCCCCCCCCUCUCCGCCGAACCCUAACCUGCCCGUUCUGCAGCAUAUCCCUAACCCUCCCUUUCCACAGCCUAACCCUAAUCCCCCCUCGCAGCCGAACCCUAACCUGCCCUCUCUGCAGCAUAUCCCUAACCCUCCCUUUCCACAGCCUAACACUAAUCCCCCCCCUCGCAGCCGAACCCUAACCUGCCCUCUCUGCAGCAUAUCCCUAACCCUCCCUUUCCACAGCCUAACACUAAUCCCCCCCCUCGCAGCCGAACCCUAACCUGCCCUCUCCGCAGCCUAUCCCUAACCCUCCCUUUCCACAGCCUAGACCUAAACCUCCCCCCGCAGCCUAACCCUACACUCUCCCCGGCAUACUUACGUUCAGAAUGCCGGCGUCGGCAUUCUGUCAGGUGUCGCGAUUCCGGCGCCAGCAUUCUGACUGCCGGGAUCCUGAACGCCGGUAACCCAACUACAUCCCCUACAUUGCAGUACAUAUUUUCACGGGAUCAGUACAAGAUCCCGGCGGAUGGGAUCCCGGCGGUCGGAAUACCGACACCGGGAUCCCGACCAGCACAAUCCCGACAGGGGGGCGAGCGCAAUGCAGCCCCUUGCGGGCUCGCUGCGCUCGCUACGCAGCAGGCACGGUGCAUCGCUACACUCGGCACCCACAGAGGGAGAAUAUGUCAGGAUUGUGCCGGUCGGGAUCCCGGUGUCGGUAUUCCGACCGCCGGGAUCGCGUCUGCCGGGAUCUUGACCGCAUCCCAUUUUCACCUCAUCUGAACCUCUUAAAUGUAAGAAUAUAUUAUUUUUUUACUAAGAUGUAUACACACAGAACUGUCAGUAGUUUGCAGGACAGCACAAAGCUCUAUCUGUGUUAUGAUACUACAAGUAGCAGUCAGUAUUAAAGUAUAUUAUAUAUGUAACAAUUCACAAACGUGCACUUUUGUUUCAGGUAAGAUACAAUAUAUACCCUUACUUGUCAUACCAUUUUCUCUUGUGAUGAACUGUUUUCCUUUAAUAAACAAUUACUAAGUGUA
This is a messenger RNA of Pseudophryne corroboree (corroboree frog), 2698 nucleotides long. It is a transcript of the gene DPT, whose product is annotated as dermatopontin. The coding region runs from base 16 to 705 and encodes 229 amino acids. Gene Ontology annotation, cellular component: extracellular matrix. The record is from RefSeq and is a predicted model, not a curated record. Gene Ontology annotation, biological process: collagen fibril organization. NCBI's taxonomy places the organism in Eukaryota, Metazoa, Chordata, Amphibia, Anura, Myobatrachidae. The transcript has 4 exons.